This is a messenger RNA of Phlebotomus argentipes, 1338 nucleotides long. Its product is annotated as zinc finger protein with KRAB and SCAN domains 7-like. NCBI's taxonomy places the organism in Eukaryota, Metazoa, Arthropoda, Insecta, Diptera, Psychodidae. Gene Ontology annotation, biological process: regulation of transcription by RNA polymerase II. The transcript has a single exon. The coding region runs from base 110 to 1246 and encodes 378 amino acids. Gene Ontology annotation, cellular component: nucleus. The record is from RefSeq and is a predicted model, not a curated record. Gene Ontology annotation, molecular function: zinc ion binding; RNA polymerase II cis-regulatory region sequence-specific DNA binding; DNA-binding transcription factor activity.
GAAGGUGGCGCUGCGCGCAAUCCUGUUGAUAUAACACAGCCGUCAAAAUCGCAAUAUUUACAAUUUUGCAAAUUGCACAAAAACAGAGGGAAAAUCGUGUGGAAAAGCCAUGGGCGAGUGGACAAUGUGUCGGCUGUGCCUGGAAUCCAGUGAGGAGCCGCUGAAAGCAAUGACGGAGAGCACAUUCCAGGCGUCCUCCUACUUCAGCAUCUACUUCAGCGUUGUGGGCAUAAACUUGACGGAUUACUCCACAUUCCCCAUGAAGAUCUGCCCGCAGUGCGAGAACGACAUGCUGCGGGCGUUCGAGUUUCGUCGGAAGUGUCUGGACACGGAGGAGAAGCUGAAGGAUCUCAAGGGAGCGGAGGAGGAGAGUGGCUCGAAGACCAUUGAAUUUGUGGCCGCUCUGGAUGAACUGACCACCGCGAAGAGUGCCGAAGCCCACUUAUAUCCCGCCAGGGAAAAGCGCAUGCGGUUCUCCGGCCAGGAGACCGCUCAGCAGGUGGACGAGCAUGAAGUGGUGAGUGGUGUUCAGGAGGAGAAGGACGUGAAUCUGAAGAUUCGCUGCAAGAUCUGCAAGGGCUUCUUCAAUGAGAUGGAGACAUUCAGGACGCACCUGUGCGGCAAGUCCAAGACCUACAUCGACCAGAAUGCCGACAGUGAGGAGCAGAGCGAAGCCUUCUUCAAGUGCAACAAGUGCGGCAAGACAUUCAUCGGGCGGUCGUACUUCAUGGCACACCUGGACCAGCACACAGAGCGCAAGAUUCGCCAUCGCUGCAACUACUGCAAUAUGGAGUUCAACUCCACGGUCACGCGCACGACGCACAUCCACCGCGAGCACCUCAAGACGCCCUCCUGCCACUGUCCGUACUGCGGUAAGGGCUUCUACGACAAGAACCGCCGCACGAACCACAUACGCGACAAGCACACGAAUCCCUCGGUCUACCAGUGCGACCGCUGCGGCAAGGAGCUCAACUCCAGCAUCAGCCUGUCGUCGCACAUGAAGCAGCACACGGACGAGGUCACGUGCGAGAUUUGCGGCAAGAAGCUGAAGAACAUCCGCACCUUCGAGCACCACAUGGCACUCCACACGACCACAAAGAAGCACAUCUGCCCGCUGUGCUCCAACGCCUUCCGCACCAACGCGCAGCUCCGGAAGCACACGGAGAACGUUCACUCGGAGAUCACCGUGCCACUCACCAUGAGCAGCACCUGCGACAUGGUGGAGAAGGCGCUGAACUCUGUCUAAGGCCAUAGGAUUUCACUCCCGCAUCAGUAGAACUGUAAGAACAAUUAUUGAGUAAUUGAAAAAGAGGAAAAAUUGCUGUUUUAUUGGAAAAA